Molecule: messenger RNA, 3427 nt
Organism: Cutaneotrichosporon oleaginosum
Lineage: Eukaryota; Fungi; Basidiomycota; Tremellomycetes; Trichosporonales; Trichosporonaceae
Biological process (GO): phosphatidylinositol dephosphorylation
Cellular component (GO): endoplasmic reticulum
Molecular function (GO): phosphatidylinositol-4-phosphate phosphatase activity
Source: RefSeq, a predicted model, not a curated record
AGUCGGUCGACCAUCACAACAUCUCCAUCUUCUCUCUACUCUCUUUCACCAUGAGCAAAGCUCCUCAUACUCAGCUCAAGGGACUCGCCAUCUCCACUCUCUCAAACCAACUGCCUGCCCGCCUCAGCGUCCCUCCACUCCCCACACCGAUCCAUCGCCGCCUCGUUCUCGCCAUCGCCGAAGAUGGGCUCCUCCUCAAGCCCAUAAGCUCCGCGCCUGUGACAGAUGACCCAGCUGUCUUGAUUAGAUGGGGACUCAAGGGCAAGGUCGAACCGUGUGACUCUGCACCAUCCAGCGAUGGCCACGGCGUCGACAUCGGCGGCGUGCUCGGCAUCGUCCGUUUAUGGGACGCCGCAUACCUCUGCGUCUUCCUUCCCCCGACUAAGCAGCCAACGCGACUCUUCCCCGCCGACGACCCAUUUCAGCAGGAGCAGAGGGUCGUCCAUGAGAUCUUCACGCUCACUGAUGUCCACUUCGUCCCCCUCGUCCCCGACCUCGCCAAGUCCCAGAUCGCACAUCUGGCGAGGAUCAUGGCUAAACGGGCACCAAAAGGGCCCAAGCUCAAGACGCGAUGGCGCCUUCCGUGGUCGCCUGCGCUCGGCACCGCCCCGUCGACGGAUGAGUCAUCGUCCGAAUCCGACUCCGAGGUCGAGGGAGACCUGUCCCGUAGAUCGUCUGAGGCUCCCGAGGCCGACGAGACACCGAUUCCACUCCCGCCUCGUCCUGAGGAAGACACUCCCGAGGCCCGUGUCAAGCGGCGCCUGUCACUGGGCUGGGGCCGCUUCAAGCCUCGAUUGGGGAAGCCUAAGGCCAAGCCUCCAGCUAGUGCGGCAGCCGCAGCGGCCGCAGCUGAACAGGACGAAGAGGAGAGAGGUGAGGAGCAGGAGAUGACGGCGCUUCCCGAGGUGAAGGUCGAGCCGCCACUGGACGCGGUUCUGGAAGGGAACGAGAGCCGCUCAUCCACACCAGUGGAGGUUCCCCCUUCGCCUUCUCUUUCAGCCACUGGAAGUGUGGGGAGCGACAGGCCAUCGCUGUCGGGAACGCCGGCAUCCGCCCCACCGAUUGACGCCCCGCAGCGUCGCGACCUCGAAUCCAAAAUUCUGCGGCAAAUGAAACAAGAGCUGGGCUCAGGCGAGUUCUAUUACUCCUUCGAGUUUGACUCCUCGCACUCGCUACAAUACAAGAGGCAUCGCCUUUCGUCCAGAACGGCUUCAACGUCUUUGCUGGAGCAGCUGCUCGGUGAAGGCGGUACUCCGGAUAAGCCUUUCUUCCCGCGGUCCGGAAAUACGCCCCCUACGUCGCCAGGCGCGCGCUCCGCCAGGUCAACAGCAUCAGCGGCAGAGAUGGGUGAAAUCGUUGAGCCAGACGUGCAUCUCCCCCUGUGGAGGCGGUAUGAUCGGCGAUUCUUCUGGAAUGAACAUCUCCUGCGCGACUUUAUCGACCUUGGGUUGCACGCAUACAUCCUCCCCAUCUCCCAGGGUUGGGUGCAGGCCGCAACAUUCACCAUUCCACUUCCUCCAACACCGGCGGACGAGGAGGCUCCGCAGCCGAUUCCUGUCAGCAUCGCCCUCAUCUCGCGCCGGAGCAAGGAGCGUGCUGGAUUGCGCUACCAAAGACGCGGAAUUGACCACGAGGGUCAUGUCGCCAACUUCGUCGAGACAGAAAUGCUCGUGCGCGCCCUCGUUGGCGGCAAGGUGUCGCUUUUCAGCUUUGUCCAGAUCCGCGGCUCGAUCCCGCUCAAGUGGAGCCAGGCGCCGUGGUCCAUGAAGCCUCCACCAGUGCUCGACCUACCCGUUGACCAGACGUUCUCUGUGGCCAACCUCCACUUCGACGAGUUACGUCAACGCUACGGUCCAGUCACUAUCGUCAAUCUCUCUGAGCAGCAUGGGCGCGAGGCCGCCGUUACAAACGGGUUUACGGAAUUGGUCGCCGACCUCGCCCGCCCUGAUCUUACCUACGUUCCCUUUGACUUCCACGAGCACUGCAAGGGCAUGAACUGGGCCAACAUCUCAGACCUCAUCACCCAGCUUGACUUUGACACCAUGGGCUACUUCUGGUCAUUGGAGGGCGAGGCUGUGCGUGAGCAGCAGGGCGUGUACCGGACCAACUGUAUCGAUUGCCUGGAUCGCACGAAUGUAGUGCAGUCCGCAGUGGCGCGCCACGUCCUCACUCAGAUGCUCCUGCAGCUCGGCGUAGUCGUCGAUCCGGCAACCAGCAACAUCGAGCCCGUGUUCAACGAUAUUUGGGCCAACAAUGGCGAUAUGAUUAGCAUGUGCUAUGCGCACACCACGGCGCUCAAGGGUGACUUUGUGCGGACCGGCAAGCGCGACAUUUCCGGCAUGCUCAAUGACGGCGUCAGUUCCCUCAGCCGCAUGUUCUACGGCGCUGUCACCGACUUCUUUGCCCAAACCGUCAUCUCCUUCAUGCUCGGUCACCGCAACUUGGGCGUGUUUAACGAGUUCCUCCAGAAUCUGCAGACGACCGAGCGGUCUGCCCUCAUUAAGCAGUCGCGCAUCCGUGCCGCAGCCAUCGAAACGAGCUCUGCACGUGUACUGAGCGAAGGCGAACACCGCGUUGCGGGGUGGACCCUCCUUUCGCCCGACCAGCGGAACACCAAGGUCUCGCUCAAACUUGAGGAGAAGGUCUUGCUUCUGACCAAACAAGCCCUUUAUGUCGUCUCCUUCAACUACACACUCGAGAAGGUGAACGAGUUUACACGCAUACCGCUAAAGUCCAUCACCUCAAUCCAGAAGGGUCAGCACUCGCGGCUGCCCGAGCUGACAUCAGGCGCAUACAUCUUGUCAGCCCUGCAGGAGGCCGGGCGAGACACGACCGAGAACGCAGGCUUCGUGAUUCAUUUCUCACCUGCGGACGAGGGCACACGGUACAGCAUCUACUCCAUCCGGGCAAAGGAGGUGGCGACACCGGCUCCUAAAGGGCUACUGAGCACGCCAUCCAAGCUCAAGCGGCUGUCGAAGGAACCUACGCCGACGAGCACGCCCAAGACGCCACCUGCGGUGGUGGAGCACUCGGCCGUGGACCCGGACGCAGACGAGUUCUUCGCAUUCAAAGCUCUUCCGCGCGAAUUCGCCGCCCGGAACGGUCCUGCGUCCGAUGACGAAGACGACGACGACAUCGGGCUGGAGUCGACCGAGACGUGCGCCGCGACGGUCGAGCGCAUCGUCCGGCGUAUCCGGGACCAGUGCGCGCGAGUCCAGGACGUGGGGGACGACUUUGUGGAGAACAAAGAUGUCGUCAGUGUGGCGGACGCCGAGAAGCUCGUGUCGGUGCUCGCGCGUGUCGACUACGCGUGGAAACGCUUCCUCUGGCUCUAACAAUAUGUGUAUCUAUACCGCCGUAUCGUAACCAGCACUUACUACCCUGCCCAGUAUAACCCAGCACUCUAUGCAUCUUGCCUUAAUUGCGG